AUCAGUCGCAAAACACCUCCAAACGGCCACAACAAAUAAAACGUGCUCGGCGUUCGGAAUCGAUUUGAAAAUUUUGUAGUUUUUCGUAAAUUUUGGUCACAUCCGGCGGUGAAAACAUCUCGAAAAUGGAGAAAUACGCCGUCCCGAACAAGCUCCCGUCGGAGGAGAUCAGCAUCAUGGCACAGAGGAAGGCGCGCAUCAAGCGGGACUCAAACAAGAUCGUCAGGAAGCCGCUGCCCGAGAAUCGGAAAACGAAGUUCUGCAAACCAGAAUUCUUCAUUGCCGAUUACCGGAAAGCCGAGCGGGACCAGAUGCGCAUCAAGCGGAACUUCAUGAAAACGGGCGUGUCGCUGAAGGAUAAGAAAGUGGAACAUGGUCGGCUGAUUCUGGUGUUCCGGCACCGCGGCAAGUAUAUCGCCAAUAAGGAGGUGAUGCACAUGUUGGCCAAGCUAGGACUGCCCUAUAAGCGUAGAGCGGUUUUGCUAGAGUUGACUGAGGGUGUGGACGCGAUGCUUAAAAUGGUGGAACCGUGGAUCAUCUGGGGCUACCCGAACAUUGCCACGGUCCGGGAGCUGAUCUACAAGUACGGUCUGUUCAAGUCGGAAGAUGGGGCCAAGGGACCGAAAAAGAUUCCGAUUACUUCCAACAAACAGGUUGAGGAUAAAUUCGGUCAUCUGGGAAUCAUUUGCGUAGAGGAUCUUCUUCACGAGCUGCUGACAGUGGGCCCGAACUUCAAAAAAGUUACCGCUAUCCUACAUACGUUCGAGCUACGUUCUCCGGCCGAUGGUUGGAAGACGGCCCGAAAGGGCAAGCUACGAUCCCUAGGAGGAGAGGCCGGAUUCCGGGGCGAGGAAAUCAACGAGUUCUUCAGACGGCUCAUGUAAAGGGUCGCCCUCAGGUUCUUGACGAGCGUGCGUGAGUGCGGAUGUGUGGAAUAGAUGGUUGGCCGAGCGAUUUAGAUCUGUAAGUUUUUCUUUUUUUUCCGAUUUAUAUUCAAAUGAAUAUUUCAUUAAGCAAAUAUUGAUUUUAUUGAUCCUUACAAUACAA
Molecule: messenger RNA, 1047 nt
Organism: Uranotaenia lowii
Lineage: Eukaryota; Metazoa; Arthropoda; Insecta; Diptera; Culicidae
Gene: RpL7-like
Exons: 2
Coding region: 126-884 (252 amino acids)
Biological process (GO): maturation of LSU-rRNA from tricistronic rRNA transcript (SSU-rRNA, 5.8S rRNA, LSU-rRNA)
Cellular component (GO): cytosolic large ribosomal subunit
Molecular function (GO): structural constituent of ribosome; RNA binding
Source: RefSeq, a predicted model, not a curated record